AUGACGGAUGAACAGAAUCAAUCAGCCCGGUCGGAGUCGGCUGAACCGGACUCGAAGCCAAAGCAUGCAACCCAGGCCAAAGUUCGCCGACGUAAUCGUAUGAUUACAUCGUGUCUCGAGUGCAGACGACGGAAGUUGAAGUGCGAUAAGCAGAAUCCAUGCACCAACUGCAACAAGUUCUCGAGAGAGUGCACGUUCCUCGCCCCCGCGCUGGAUUCUGUGUCUCAGCAAAGGCUCAAUGAAAUCAAAGAGAAGAUGGGCUCUUUGGAGCGUGUCCUCGAAGAAGACGUCGCCAAGCGGAGCCACGGCCCCGGCCGAAUCAAGAAGGAGCGCAAAUCUUCGAUAGACCUCCCUGGCGAAGAUGGCGACAGUGGAAGCGAUACUCCGCCGGCCGAGUAUGAAAAGGGGAUUGAGCCAACGCCUCUAGCGGUUGUCGAUGCGUCUUACGAGGAUGAUGCCGAUGACGAUGUGCUUGACCUUGGGGUGCGCAUAGGCAAGAUGCGUAUGGGCGAGCGACUCGGAGGCUUCGUUCGUCCAAAAUUCAGCGAAGAGCUCACUCUGGCUUUAGCCAAUCCACAAUAUGAUCGAAGAACGGAUGAGGAAAGGCAAUUCGGCGGCAUCCCACCACUUGCCGACAACUCUCACGACUUCCUCGAACCCGGCCCAACAUUCGCCAAUCCGGGGUCAGGUUUUGUCUUCGGUGACGUUGGUGGUCGACAUAGCCUGAUUGAUUUCCUCCCUACCAAAGACGUCGCUGAUGGUCUAGUCUCCAAGUACUACGAGAAUGUCCAUCUGGUGUGUCGUGUUCUGCAUUCGCCGUCUUUCCAGUUCCUAUACGAUAACUUCUGGACAACAGUUCUUGCUGGUUACGAGCCACAAGCAUCAGGGCAAGCCGUCGUGUUGGCAGUCAUGUUUUCGGCUGUUGCUAGCAUGCCUGAAACAGAUGUGACGGCAAUCUUCGGACGACCCAAGAAGAUGGUGCAGGCCAACUUUCAGAAAGGCGCAGAAGUCAGCCUGAGCAAAGCACAAUUCCUGCGAACGACCAAAAUGGAGACACUACAGGCGCUGGUAAUCUACCUGAUCCCAAUGUGUCGAGACCAAAUUUCACGAGCCCACUCGGUAUUGGUGGGCACGGCUAUCAGGCUUGGAGAAUGUAUGGGACUGCACCGUGACCCGAAAGACGUCUACAGUUUCCCGCCAGUAGAGUGUCAUACCAGGCGAAUUCUAUGGUUUCAGCUCCUAUACCUCGACUUCAGGACAGGCGAAUCGCACGGCCCGAGACCUUGUGUCAAACGAGAGGACUUUGACACCAGAUUUCCGCUCAACAUUGACGAUGCCGAUCUGAUGUCUGGCAAAAUAGAGGAGACGAAUACGCGUUUCACCGACAUGACUCUUUCGAGGUUACGAUUUGAGUGCAACGAAAUGCAGCGCAUCAUAUGGUACGACCGCAUCCGACUGGAGAAGAAGACUGUAUCACUUACCCAUGUGCUCGGCAAAAUCGAAUCAUUCAGGAAAGCCAUGAUGGCAAAGUAUGAGGCCAUGUUGGACAGGUCGGUUCCAGUCCAAAGAUAUGCGUCCAUCGUGCUCCAGAUUCUCCUGAACCGUAUGCACAUCAUGGUGCUACAUCGGUAUCUCAAUCACAUGACCAAAAGCCUACCGGAUAGGCUUCGUCAGGUGGUAUUGACCACAGGCAUAGCCCAACUAGAAGGCGGUGUCGAGCUAGAGAAGGAUCCAGAACUCUCGAGAUGGAAAUGGUACAACAUGGCUCAUCACCAGUGGCACGCCGCAUUCCUGCUGAUGUUCGAGGUAUACCAAUACCCCCACAGAAAGGAAGCCGACCGCAUCUGGAAAGUGGCGGAUUUUGUAUUCGAGCCCGACCUUUCCCUUUCAAGAACACAGAAAGGCAGGUCAAUAAUCGCGGCCGUUAGGGAUCGUGGCGCCGUGUAUCGGGACAUCAGACGGAUGCGUGCACCCGGCAACAUGCGAUCUUCCACGGUUCGCGAGAUCUGGGACAUCAAACCGUGUUCGAAACCUUCAGAAGCCGACCAGGAAAUGCAGCAGCACGCACCCAGCAAUCCCCUGCUGCAGCAGUCCUAUCCCUCCCCAGACGUGCGAAGCCCAAGCGAAGCCAUCAACCAAUCCGCCAUGAACACCGACUGGAGCUUCAACAACAUGGCUACAAGCUUCUUCACCAAAGGCCGCUCCUCAUCCGCCGAAGCUCGCGUCCUCCAACAGCAACAAUCCUUUGACGCCAUGCCCAACCGCGCCCCGUCCGUCCCCGGCCUCGAAUACAGCAGUCCCAGCGAGAACAGCACGAACGAUCCCGCGAACUGGCCGCCUCUCAUCUCCGCCGACCAACGCGGCUGGGUGCCCAUGCAAGCCAUGACGUCGCCGGCAAAUCCGAACAUGCAAGUGCCGGCGACUGCGGGGUUCCCCAUACCUCCAACAGCCGGCUUUCAACCGCAGUCGUUCUUCGCGCAGACCAUACCGCAGAGGGGCGCGUUGGGAGGCACGCCCUCCAGCUCGGGCGGCGAGGAGGCGAUGCCGGACAUUGACUGGAGUGAAUGGGAUAAGAUCUUCCCGCCCGAGCACAAUAAUGGGCACUUGGACAUCACGCCGCCGCAGUUUGUUGGUGGGGGUGGUCGAUGA
Cyphellophora europaea CBS 101466 is the source of this 2649-nucleotide messenger RNA. RefSeq lists its product as uncharacterized. Gene Ontology annotation, molecular function: zinc ion binding; DNA-binding transcription factor activity, RNA polymerase II-specific; DNA binding. Lineage: Eukaryota; Fungi; Ascomycota; Eurotiomycetes; Chaetothyriales; Cyphellophoraceae. The transcript has a single exon. The coding region runs from base 1 to 2649 and encodes 882 amino acids. Gene Ontology annotation, biological process: DNA-templated transcription; regulation of DNA-templated transcription. The record is from RefSeq and is a predicted model, not a curated record.